AUGGAUCUCAAAUCGAUGCUCAAUGACAAGCCGCCGGCAGAGAAGAAGUCUUCCCAAUCUUCUCCUCCGCCCUCAGCAGGAGGAGUUGCUGCGCCGCUGCAGACAUCACCACCACCAACCGCGCAGGCGCAGAACGGGGGCUAUCUCGCAGGAUAUGCGCCGCCCAGACCGACGCCUGGGCAAGGGCCCGGACAGCAGACACCCCUAUAUGGGCCUCCUUCAGCGUCCAUGCCACCUAGCCAGAGUAGGGGCCUGACACCGCUGCACACUCCUUCGCAGGCAGGCAGUGGACAAUAUCCAUUUCCGCCGCAGCAACAGCCUUUGCAGAGUCCUGCUUCAGCCCAUCCGGGUCAGGCACAGCAGUACUUCUCAGCGACCACCCCGGGGCCGAGACCAUCCAGUCAUGGCUAUUCUUCCGCACACCCACAGCCUUCUCCGUCGAUGGUCGGUUACCAGCAAGCAGUCAACGCUCAUCACAACUCAAUGUCUCCAACACCGUCCUCACACCACAGCCAGACACCAUCAGGCAUUCGCCAGAGUCCGCUUGCUCCAGGACAUCAGUCUGCCUACCAACAGCCGCCUCAUCCGUCGCACUACCAACACUCGCAGCCGAAUACUCCCCUCGGUCCUCCCCAGAUCCCGCAGAGGCAUUCCAACAACAGCCAGCUUGACGUUUCCAGCCCUAUCCAUUAUCGAUCGCCCUCUGGGGCAUCCAAUGGCAUCACUGCAGGCUCUCCCGCCCAGCACCACCCAAGCAUUGGGAAUCUAGUGGAAUCUCCAAGCUUGUUACAUCGGCCUUCGCCGCAGACACGGCGAGUAAGCGAUCAUCGAAGUUCUGCGAGCCGGGAACGCAGUGUGUCAGUAAGUCCCAAGACCGUGCCACCGCCUCGGCCGCCAUCUCUUGGUUCGCGCCACAGCAGCCAGCAGGAGGUGUACAGUGCUCGCAGCUCAUUGCAACCGGGUGCGAGCGUGGCGGCUCAAUCAGAGACACCUCAUCACGUGCAGCCGCACCAGACGUCUUCACACGCACAGCCACAAGCCUCAAACACGGCAAGUGGUGUUGCACAAGUGCAUUCACAAACAAGUGGCCUGUUGUCGGGACCGCCCGCGAAUGCAAACCCUUUGUCACAUCUGGACAAUAGGGCCCCACCUCAGCACUCGCCUCAAAGAAUGGACAUGAACCACUUACUUGCUCCUACUCAACACGCACAUCCGACUCUGCCCAAUGGUGACAAGUUCCGGACGACACCUUCGGGGCCGAGUGAUUCGAGUCAGUCGCAGAGGAAUGAGCCUCGAACGCACGGCUCACUGAAAACAGAGCUUCAAGUACCGGCGCAGUCAUCUUCCUUCUCGGCGGCAUCUCAUUCGGAGCCAAAUAUGCCUCCUACAACAACUCCAGCAGCUCCGGCACAACAACAUCCGCGCACGAAUAACUCCGCCGGACCCACGUCAACCCAACAGAAGAUGCCCUUGAAGCGUCCUGCUGAGUCAGAUCCUGCCGUCGAGCCUCCAGCGAAACGUGGGCGAGGCCGCAGAUACACAGAGCGUCCAAUUUGGGCUCACUUGGCGAAGGACAACCCAAGAGCACGGGAGCCAGGCGCAGUACCGAACAGCAUGCAAUCUGUAAGUACGCCUACUGUUCUCUUCGAUCUCCUCUAUUGGGCAGCGAAACGUGAAUCUCAUUAACUGCCACUCUUUGAAUUUCGUGAGAACUACGUCGAAGCAUACUGACAUCACUCUAGGCGAGGCCACAGCCUCAGACCAACGGCGGCUUCAACGGUGCAAAUACCGGGUUACCAUCUGCGCAGUCACAAGCUAAUGGCCAAGCUCAAUCCAACAUGCCUGCUUCGAAUCCGGAUGCCGUACAUCAGAAGCCCUGGCAACAGAACCCACCAAUCGACAAUGACCUACUCAACGCUCGUGCGCUGCUGGGUGCCUGGGAGAAGUCGAUUAAAUGGAGCACGCCUCUGACGCCAUUCAACAGAGCCAUCACCACCUGGCUUUGGCAGAACUUGGAUCGGAACUCGGACAUUGGCCUGGAUCCUCGUGAGGGAAUUAUCGAGAUCGAGGCGAAAAUCGGCACACUUGUAGAUGUUGACAGCGGGGACCGGAUUCAAAUGCCGGUCCAGAAUGCCUGCGUGAUUGCGCCCGCUUACAAUAGGCGAAUGCGGUUCGAAAGCGAGAUGAACGAGGUGAGUGAUGACCACGAGCUAUGACAAUGCUAUCUGUUCACAGAGCUUUCCUUCAUGAACACACGCUAAUACGUCGUCCCAGAUCGAGCAUAAGAAUAUGAACGAGUUCCUGAACAAGGCCACGCAAGAGUCGGUUGCGAGCAAAGGCCGCCAAUCGAUCAAAUACAAGCAUAGUCGCGAAACUGACUCCUUCCGCAACCUCUCCGAAGAGGGCAUGCGCGCCCUGCCAGAGGCUGCACAUCGCCGAAAGAAUCAAAUGCGUCGCGACAUGAAGCUUCGCACCUCGACCGAUGACAAGACCGGCCAAGUAACGGCGCGCAUUGUCAAAGUGCCAAUCGGCGAACACCUGCACAUCUUCGGCGCCGAGGACCCAUAUGACGUCCGCAUCUCGAUGAAUCUGGAAGUCAACCUUGAUCGUCCAGGGUUGGACCCAAAUACAUUGACGGAAGAGGCUUCAUCUGACAAUCCAGUCGCGCCAAAUCGGAGAAAAGAUCGGUUGAGUUAUCAGCACUUGGCAUACCACGUGGACCUCACCAGAGUGGAUGUCCCCGGACUACCCCCAAAGUAUGAGCUAGAACUGGAAGUCGACUCAAAUCUGCUCAGAAAACAGAUCGAUCGUCAGAAGAGGAAUGAGGCAAGUGCGGUGCAUGAUAUCGUGGAGGGUUUUGUUAACAACAUGACUUUACUCAUGCGGAUCCAGCGAUAG
Molecule: messenger RNA, 2898 nt
Organism: Lecanosticta acicola
Lineage: Eukaryota; Fungi; Ascomycota; Dothideomycetes; Mycosphaerellales; Mycosphaerellaceae
Source: the annotation of a GenBank genome assembly